This is a messenger RNA of Thlaspi arvense, 3659 nucleotides long. The record is from the annotation of a GenBank genome assembly. Lineage: Eukaryota; Viridiplantae; Streptophyta; Magnoliopsida; Brassicales; Brassicaceae.
UGUAUACAAUCCUAUUGAUCUAGAUUUUGAAUGAUCAAGUCUCAAAACUAGUAUUACAGACAUUUUCAAAAUUCAGUUCACAUAUGCAAAAAAAAAAAAAGAAGGUAAUAGCUUCACCCCCAGACUUUGAGAAACGCAAAAGACCAAAAUCAAGAGAAGGAAGGAAGAAGUACUUCGUCGACGCUUUCACCAGACACGAAGUACUCUGAUCAGUGAUAUGGAUUCACACUCGUGCGCGAAAAUUUUCGAAUCCUUGAAAAACGGCAGCGUUUCGAGAGUCAAAUUUGUUGGUGAAGCUGGAACAGGCAAGACAUGGAUGGCUCGCAAGAUAUUCGAGCACGCAAGUAAAGAGAGGUUCUGCUUCAUUGCCCUCUGGUUGAAUCUAAACAAGGAUCUGGAUGAAACAUCGCUUUACGAGGAUAUAGCUUCCCAGCUGUCCGUAUUUCUUGAUAACAAAGACGAUGAAGAGGAUGAUAGCGACGACGAGAGCGAUAGUGAAGAUGAGGCGGAUCAGAAAGUCCAAGACUUUAUGCGGUUGAAAGAGAAGAUACAUCAAAAGCUUAGGAGAAAGAAGCUCAAUGGUAAAGGAAACAAGGGCCUCCUGUUGGUUUUGGAUGAUGAAGGAAGCGUGACCACUGAGAAAAUGGUGAUGCGAGAUUUGUACCUUGGAGUUUUUCUUGCAGCUUACGGGCCUCUAAAGAUUCUUCUCACAAGAAGAGAUGGGGAGAUCCAGUCACAUGCCCUCAAUGGUCCAGGGUCACUGACUUUGCGCGUCAGCUUUACUGAUGAGUAUUUGGUGGAUCUACUCGGGUCACUUAUCAAAGAUGAAUCACUUGCAGAGCUUCAUUUCCUUAAUGCUUGGGGGACAACUCAUGAGCUACUGAGACAACAUAUCAUGAGAAUGAGCAUGCGUUUGCCAGCUGCACUCGUUGUUAUAGCCAAGUCUCUAAACCACAUCUGUCAGAAUCCUUCGUUCCUCGUUUCUCAACAUUCCCCAGAGGUUUUAAAGAAAGUGAACUCCUUCAGUUUUCAAUCUGAUACAGACACUGCUUGUGAAGGAGCUAGGGAGAAUCCUGUUCUACGUCUCUCUUAUGAGUUAUUGGAAACAUCGGGUACCAUGACUAUGGUUGACUGCUUCUGGCAUAGCUUGAGCUUCUUCGAGCACUGUGGGUGCGUUUCUUACCAAGAACUGAUCGGGCAUUGGAUUCUUGAAGGCUACUUUGAUCCUGUUAGAUCGGUUACAAAGGCCUACAAGGAUGGCCAUGAUAUCAUGAUGGAGCUGAUAAGACGUGGCUUUCUGAAGAUACAAGAGGGAGAUGUGGUUAUGCCAGAGGCUACAAUGAAGAGCUUGAUCGAUCUCCGUCGUCGUGGACUGUCAGGCAGAUGUCGAAUUGGACUUGCUAAAGUUUGCGGCAGCGACAUGACAAAAGGUCUAGGGAAAAUCAACCAGGUCGAUGACAUCAUAGAAGCAGUGCGAGUGACGAGGAGAGGAGAAAAGCUUACCACAGUUCUGGUUAGUGGAAACCGUUUGCGUCGUGAAAACCCCAGAAAGUUCUUUGGAAAGCUGAAGGAUCUUGAAAUGCUUGGCCUUUUCGAGCCCAAGCUGGAACCUUUUAUUCCUUUUUUAUUGAAUCUAGUGAAACUCCGGGUUCUUGUGAUCAGGGACUGUGACCUACUGACAGAUAUUGAGGAGCUUCAGGCUCUUGGAGGACUACAUGCUCUUGAGGUUUCUGGCGCUAGCUCCCUGAAGAAAAUCUCUGAUGGGUUCUUCAAGGCAUUGUCUGAACUUCAAAGUCUUCACCUCUCUGGGCUUCAGAUCAAAUCUUCCCCUUCCAGCAUUUCUCAACUGAUGGAACUUCACCGGCUCAUCAUCAGGGACUGCCCUUUAUUGGAAGAUUUGCCAGACAUACAGGAACUAGUGAAGCUUGAGGUUGUUGAUGUCUCUGGUGCUCGUGGACUUCAAACUUGUUUCGACAACACACUUGGCGAGAAGAAAAACCUAGGCAAAAACAAAAACUUCUAUUAUCUUACGAAACUUCAACUCCUAGACUUCUCGGAGAGCCAAAUAGAGCGACUACCAAUAUUCCAAGACUCUUCAGUAGGCAACAAGCUUCCCUCCGUGACUCGGCUUUUGUUGCGCAACUGUAGCAAAUUGAGAAGGUUACCUAGUCUAAGGCCCUUGUCAGGUCUCCAAGUUCUUGAUCUUUCUGGCACUACUAGCUUAGUGAAGAUGCUGGGAGCAUGUUUCGAGGAUAAGAAGGACCUUAGAAUUCUUAGUAUGUCGCGCACUAAUCUUCGCCAGUUGCCUUCCACCAUUGAGGAGCUGUCCAACCUCAGUGAACUCCUCCUAAGGGAUUGCACCAACCUAGAAGCUCUCCCAAACAUUGGAAAGCUCACAAAUCUCAAGGUCUUUGAUGUUUCCGGCUGUGCUAAGUUGCAUAGGAUUGAGGGAUCAUUUGUGGACAUGUCGUACCUGCGUGAAAUAGAUCUCUCUGGCACCCAAGUGAUGAUCCCACCGGAGUUUCCAAAGGAGAGCAAAAGCCGUUGUCUAAAGAGUAUUAUUUUGACAGAUAAAAGACUAUUUAAAGGUGAGAAGUGGAGCCAAAUAACGGAAGCCAUGCAAAGUGAGAUAUCUCAAAAUACCAGCUCCUGUGAUGCAGUUGUUGAAUCCCACGGAAUCUCUGAAACGGAAUAUGGAGAAAUAACAGAGAUCCAAUCGAAUGUACCUCGCUCCAGUUACAGUAGAGGUAUCAGCGGCAGACAUUUUCACCAGGUUCCUUUAAACAGGGCUCUAUAUAAGAAGACAUUAUCGUUUUUAUAUUCUGCAAGUCAGCAGGAAGCCACGGAGGUCAAUGAAACUAAUGGGCUAGGUGAGGAAUCCCUAGCUAAUGCUGAGUUUCUAUCUUUUGUGGACUGUAGCGACGCAAAGUUCACAUCGAUCUUUAACAAGAUAAAGUCACUGAAGGGUUGUUGGCUAAGGAUGUCAUUGGAUAUAAGAGAUCUUUUUUCUGGUGUGGAUGAGGAACGUUUGGGAUCACUGGAGACUUUGUCGAUUACAAACCUUCCAUCGUUGGAGACUAUAUGCUGCGGUGGUAGCUUCAAGAAUCUGAAGAAGCUAAGCGUAGAUUGCUGCCCAAAAAUCAGAACUCUUUUCCCUGAGGCAGCUCAAGUGCCUAGUAGUUUAGAAGUCCUGCACAUAAAGUUUUGUGAGAAGCUGGAGAAUGUUCUUGAAGGACUCGAAUUGUCAACUCUCACUAAUCUGACUUGGAAAGUGGAGAAUUGUCCAAACUUUAAGGAUUAUUUAGAAGGCUGGGACUGGGUUAUAGUAGAUGGCAGUGAAGCAUCACCAUGAUAGAUAUUGAAGAUCACAGAAGUGGCUGGAGCAAGAUUUACUUUCACAGUACUACUACUAUAUACAUCUUAAAUCUUUGCCUCCAAUCGCUUAGGCUCUUUGUUCUGUGUGUGUCUGAAGCUUUGCUUGUUGAAUUAAGAACGGCUUUGAAAAACAUCUUACUGGUUUUCUUUUUUCUAUUUUAAGAUAUUCUUCUGCAAUAAAAUCCCAGGGAGGCUAUUCUGAUCUUCACUCUAUUUGAAAGAUCUGAUGAUUUUUACAUUUUUAGGCAAGAAGACAGUUUACGCUAAAUAUUUGUUGACCCAAG